AUGGCUGCGAUCAAGUUACUUCUCAAUCCUCUCGCGGACACCGUUGAUCAGUACAGCACCAGCAUGGACAGCAAGGAUGAGGCAUCAACAGCGGAGAGCGAUGCCGGGCUCGUCUCAGAUAUACUAGAAGGUGUUCGUGGGAAGCCCAGUCGAAAGAAGCAGAAGGUCUCCAAGGAUGCUGCCGUUUUCAAGGCUGGUCCAAUCCGUGGCGAUUGUCGGUAUCCUCCUCACGAGGAGCACGACGAGUUCCUGGCAGAAAAGCAUGAGAUGUUCAAUGUUUAUCCAGUGGGCAGCAUUGCCAGCUAUGCCAGACAUAUUCCCUACAACAGCGAGAAGAAGCUUUUUUUGGAGAAGACUGGUAGAGAUUAUUUUGAAGUGUUCCAAUACGAGUUCAAGCUUCCGGGCGAAGGUCCCACCUACACCAUGAUCUGGGAUUACAACAUCGGCAUUGUACGCACCACCCCUCUGUUCAAAUGUGGACAAUACUCCAAGACAACUCCAGCAAAGAUGUUGGCACGAAACGAAGGCUUGAAGGAGAUCUGUCAUAGCAUCACAGGAGGAGCGCUGGUUGCACAAGGCUAUUGGAUCCCCUACGAGGCAGCAAAGGCAGUGGCAGCGACAUUCUGCUGGAACAUUCGCUAUGCCCUGACUCCAGUCUUCGGCAAGGACUUCCCUGAGCUCUGUAUCCCCCCAGACUCGGAGGACUUUGGCAACAUGCAAAUCGACCCCGCGAUCACCAAGAAAUGCGCAGAGCAAGCCCGACUGUACCGUGAGCUAGAGUCGACACAGAAAGAGGUCUUUAACUCCCCAUCUCUCAUGUCCACCGUCUCCAAUAGCGGCACGCGCACACCCACGACCCCCAAAUUCAAGCGAGAAUUCAAGAAGAUCAUGCCCAAGCCAUUGAACAUCCCAUCCGGGUUUGUCAGCGACGAUGCAUCGUCCGUUACCAGCCGGGAAGACGACAAGUACGUCUUGUCAUCUCCAUCUCCCCAGACCGGCUUCAGCAACCCAUGGUCCGCAGUCAACAGUCCACGCUCGCCAUCGCCCAAGAUCAAAUUCAAGAACCCGUGGUCCCCUGCCACCAGCACUCGCUCCGACUCGCCAUGCGGUGGCUCCAGACGCAAGAAACACCGUGAUGCAGUUAACAUCCCACGCUCAUAUGCCCCUCUGGACACAAUGCCGCCUCCGUACAAGCCUCUGUACCACGUUACACUCGGCGCAGCGGAGCAGCAGCAUGCUGAUGGGGAUGAAGCAGAGUCAGCCGCCCACGACAGCGACAGCUCACCAGCAGCAUACCGCCGCAUGGACCUGGACGAAGACUACGACGCAGGCUCAGACGACUCUGACGCACCGUCAGGCUCCGCGGUGGCAGUCGCAUCCGUCACGGCCAUGACCACCACGGCUCGCAAGAAGUCCACCAAGGCGUUCACGGACUUCAAUGCCGCACUGGUGCUCAUGCAGAUGAGAGACGUCAGCAAGGGCUUGACUACAGGCUUGAGACGUCUCAAGCGUCCUGCCUCCAUGUAA
This is a messenger RNA of Exophiala aquamarina CBS 119918, 1527 nucleotides long. RefSeq lists its product as uncharacterized. The record is from RefSeq and is a predicted model, not a curated record. Gene Ontology annotation, molecular function: DNA binding. Lineage: Eukaryota; Fungi; Ascomycota; Eurotiomycetes; Chaetothyriales; Herpotrichiellaceae. The transcript has 4 exons. The coding region runs from base 1 to 1527 and encodes 508 amino acids.